CCCAGUCCGCUCGCGCAUCAGGUCCAGCACACACCCAGGGAUCCUUUUAACUCAAACACCUAAGAGACAAUGCAUCUGUCUCAGAUUGUGCUGUAUCUCAGCCUGCUCAUUGCUUUGGGUCCAGUAGUUCUGAGUGACCAAGAGCCGCACCAGCAGCCCUCCGCCUCUAACCCGGAGGACGCGGAGGACGCGGAGCAGUGCGCCACCUGCGAUGUCCGGCAGCAGAUCAAAACCAUGAGACUAAACGCGAUUAAAUCUCAGAUUUUGAGCAAACUGCGGAUGAAAGAAGCUCCGAACAUUAGCCGAGACAUCGUGAAGCAGCUACUGCCCAAAGCGCCGCCGCUGCAGCAGCUCCUCGACCAGUACGACGUGCUGGGAGAUGACAACAGAGAGGUGGUUAUGGAGGAGGACGACGAGCAUGCCACCACGGAGACGAUGAUGAUGAUAGCCACUGAACCCGAGUCCGUCGCCCAAGUGGAUGGGGAACCAAAGUGCUGCUUUUUCUCUUUUGCUCAAAAGUUUCAAGCCAACCGCAUAGUGCGCGCUCAGCUAUGGGUGCAUCUGCGCCCUGCGGACGAGGCGACCACGGUGUUCCUGCAGAUCUCCCGCCUGAUGCCGGUCACAGACGGGAGCAGGCACAUACGCAUCCGCUCCCUGAAGAUCGACGUGAAUGCCGGGGUCAGCUCUUGGCAGAGUAUAGACGUCAAACAGGUUCUGGCAGUGUGGCUGCGGCAGCCGGAGACCAACUGGGGCAUCGAGAUUAACGCAUUCGAUUCGCGGGGAAAUGAUCUGGCCGUGACCUCCACAGAGCCUGGAGAGGAAGGACUGCAACCGUUCAUGGAGGUGAAGAUCUCUGAGGGCCCCAAGCGCCUCAGGAGAGACUCGGGCCUGGACUGUGACGAGAACUCUCCCGAGUCCCGCUGCUGCCGCUACCCGCUCACUGUGGACUUUGAAGACUUUGGCUGGGACUGGAUUAUUGCCCCAAAGCGCUACAAGGCCAACUAUUGCUCCGGGGAGUGUGAGUACAUGCACUUGCAGAAGUAUCCGCACACCCACCUGGUGAACAAGGCCAACCCCAGAGGGACCGCAGGCCCUUGCUGCACCCCCACCAAGAUGUCGCCCAUCAACAUGCUCUACUUUAACCGAAAAGAACAGAUCAUCUACGGCAAGAUCCCUUCCAUGGUGGUGGAUCGUUGUGGAUGCUCUUGAGUUGGAACGGAGAUCCUGGCGAGAAGGACGGGGGACGGCACAGCUCAGUCCGCCCUCCAUCUUCAGACUUUUUGACACAACCAACCCACCAGCUCCAAUGCUUUCCUGCAGAACACGGUGCAAUAGAACCAGAUUAGAAACAGCCUGACCUUCGGCAGGGCAGCGCUUUCACACCCGCCACAGCUCUUACUUUUCUUUCCACCCCUUGAAAUCUUAGCCAUAGAGGCUUCAGGUCAAAUGGCUGUGGAAAACACACACACACACACACACACCUGCUGGACCUUGGAGUGAAUGUAGAAAGGAUCAAAGUUAUUCAAAACUUGUUUUCCUCUGUAUUCUGUGCUGUCCAUUUAUAUCCACAUGCCGACAGAUUAUACUCAUACGCCAUCCACUCCACUCAUACAAGCUGUUAAACUCUCUGCUAAGCUGUGUGAUGCUCGAUAAUCAUGUUAGAGUAAAACUCUUCACUUUUUAAAAGUUUUUGGAGACUUUUAGAGUGGUAUUUCAUUCUGGUGGAACACAAAGGUUCAUAGGAGUCGAUAAAAAUAUGAAAACUGAUUCUUUUUAUAGCCUCUUAAAUAACCCUGGUCAAACAUUGCAACAUAAGUAAUUUGGAAAAUCAUCUUUCUAGCAUAGGAUCAAACUUAAAUGUGUUGUGGUUGACCAUUCCUAUAAACAAUGUUCCACCUGUGUGAAGCACCACUAAAGGUCUCAACACGUCUUUGUGUACAAACCCGACCAAGGAGUGUUCUUGCUCAGCAUUAUCUUCACUCUCCUACACAAUAGCCUGACCUGCCCGACACACUUGAACUAUUCUGAUUGUAAAUUCACAUGACUGGACAGGAAGGACUUGAACUGAAGGCACAAUGAAUGCAGCCUACAAAUAAAGAAUGUGUUUAAGACAGAGGAAAUGAGAUGUGUGAAUUUUGAGAUCAUGCUUAAACUCUGUCUCACCAACAACACAGUUUGCACUAUGGCACACCAAUAGAAAAAAUUGGUUGCUACAAAAGUUGUAAAAACUGAUUUUGAUAUGUUUGCUCAUUUGUAUUGUAUACAUAUGCCAUUGUUUCCAUAAGGAGUUGCCUUUCUAAACCACUGUUGGUAAAUGUAUAAAACCACAAUCUAGCAAGAUGAAAGAUGUAAUACAGAAACUCUAUAUACUUGUUUUAACAAAUAAAGUUUAUGCUUGUUU
Messenger RNA from Notothenia coriiceps (black rockcod), 2401 nucleotides. It is a transcript of the gene mstnb, whose product is annotated as myostatin b. The transcript is spliced from 3 exons. The record is from RefSeq and is a predicted model, not a curated record. NCBI's taxonomy places the organism in Eukaryota, Metazoa, Chordata, Actinopteri, Perciformes, Nototheniidae. Bases 70 to 1209 code for a protein of 379 amino acids. Gene Ontology annotation, molecular function: cytokine activity; growth factor activity. Gene Ontology annotation, cellular component: extracellular region.